Molecule: messenger RNA, 2055 nt
Organism: Mycosarcoma maydis (corn smut)
Lineage: Eukaryota; Fungi; Basidiomycota; Ustilaginomycetes; Ustilaginales
Exons: 1
Coding region: 1-2055 (684 amino acids)
Molecular function (GO): oxidoreductase activity
Source: RefSeq, a predicted model, not a curated record
AUGGCGGCUUCACAUCAGUGGCACGCCGGUGAGCUCUUCAUCCAAUCCCAACUGGGCCACAGUGAAGCGGUUGCUGGGGCGCAUGCGGUCUUCCAGCCCAGGCUCACGGCUCAGCACCAGCAAUUUCACACAGCGCUCAACAUCCUCAGCGUCUGUACGCUCGACGGGCGCGGUCGACCGUGGGGCUCGUUUCUUUCAGCUAGCGAUGGCUCGCACGGCUUUAUCAAAUCGCCUUCGUUUAAUUCGCUCAUUGCAGCUGGAAUGAAGCUGCACGAAGGACACCCCGUCGAAACCGCGCUGAAGGAAGGUGCGAAAUUCGGUAUGACUCGACUCGUGCGCGGAGAUGAUACAGAGUACCAAGGACCUGGACUUAGACUGAUUGCCGGUGUGGGUAUCAUGUUCGAAAAUCGAAGGAGAAACAAGUUUUCAGGCUUCAUCAACGAGCGCAAUGUCGGCAGUCAGGACCAACGGACCAUUCAAGUCGAAGUGAUGGAGAGCUUGGGCAAUUGUCCGAAGUACAUCAACACUAGGAAUCUUGUUCCCAAUCCGAACCAUGAUCCAGUGACGCUACACAAGUCGUUGGAUCUAGCUCCCGGAGAGAGUCUUCCCAAAGAAACGCUUGAGCACAUCGCUCAGGCCGACACCAUCUUUCUGGCGACAAGAUAUACCAGCCCGGUACAGACUAUCUUCCAGUCACGUCUCGGUAUCAACAUCCGUGGAGGCAAGCCAGGCUUCCUUCGAAUCACUACCGAGGCCACCACCGAUGGUAUCGGUGGAACGGUGCGACGGCAGGUAGCCUACCUACCCGACUACUCUGGCAAUCGCUUCAUGAGCUCGCUCGGCAACAUUCACAGCGAUAAGGUGGCAGGCAUCACGGUACCUCUGAUGAAGCAAGGUCUACCGAUCGAUGUGGUCUAUCUCACGGGAGAAGCGCGGGUUCUCUUGGGCAAGGAGUCGAACAUUAUCUUCCCGGGUGUAAACACGUGCGUUCGGAUCGAGCUGACGGGCUACAUAUAUGUUCGCGACGCUGUACCGCUGAUGCCGGUUUUGUUUAACCCAGCUGAAUACGUCGAAGAUUUUCAGAGUGGUGCAGAGGACGGCAUCGGCUGGAGUCCCUACAAUCCGCCCGUGCGACGUCUCCGCUCCGAACUCUCUACGCAGUCAGCCGCCGAUGCAGUCCAGGAAGCGCGGUCGCAUGAGGCAAAGAUCAUCGCGUUCGAACAGCACACUGUCGACCUUGCUAGCAUCACGUUCCGACUCUCACCCCCGGUCAAGUACAUCGCAGGACAGCACGUGAUUUUGGACUGCGGAUCGCUUUUGGAUUCUGACGUGAAAGAAUACAAACACAUGUCGGUCAAGUACGGAGGUGAGCAGGAGCUCAAUGAUGGUGGUAUUCGCACAUGGACGAUCAGCUCUGCGCCCAACCAUACCGGUAAGGCUGAGGAUACGAUUGUGAUUACGAUGCGAAGGGUGGGGAAAGGGCUGAUCACGCCGAAGUUGUUCGAGGUAGCAAAGACGACAUUGACAGAGCAGCCGGCUUCCGUGGUCUUGCCGGUGCUAGGUGUAGGGGGAGAGUUUGUGCUGUCGAAAGCUGCUGGUGACGGUGUCAAGAUGCUAUGGAUUGCUUCGGGCGUAGGCAUCACACCUUUCCUGUCAUUCCUGCGCUUCUUGGCGAGCUCGAGACAUAGAAAACUUGAUGUCACACUGGUGCUUGCUGUACGCAGAGCAGAGGCUCUUGUCAUGCUCGACCUGGUUCGCAGGGCGAUCACCUCGAGGCAUGCCGAAACCAUCGGGAAGCUAUGCGUGCACGUUUUCUCGGCAGGGCUGCAUGAUAAUGCCCUCUCGAUCUCUCAACUAGAUGGCACAGCAUUUGAUCUCACCAUCACAUUCCAUGACGCCCGUCUCAGCCCGGACCUCUUGCUCUCGCUGAGUGGUAGGGAAAGAGCGGAAGUUUGGGUGUGCGGGCCACCUCAACUCGAAACGUCCGUCGUGCACACGUUGGAGUCCGCCGGGUGGCCGACCAACAAGCUUCAUCGCGAGUCUUUUGCAUUCUAG